AUGGAACCGAACCGACUCUGGCACGACCCAGUCGUUGAAAUAUACAGCAACCUUAUAACCCCUGGGAUACGAUGCUCUGCAGAGGGAUACGAUCUAGCCAAUCGUCGCUGGUACUGUCUAAAGGUCGAAGCAGAGAUCGACGAUGAUCAAUUGCUAUCAUCAACAAUCGCUGGGCACCUUCGACAGUAUUACGCUGCAAAUCGAAAGGAGCCGCCCUGGAAUACAAUCCGGAUAAACGCAGACAUCGUGGAGGGCAGCCUAGUCACUUUUGACUACCAACCCUGUGAUAAAGUCAACAGACCAAUCCGAAAGUCACUUUAUUACGGGCACAAACGCACUGAUAGAUUGCCAACCACGGACAUUGACAAUCUUAAGAAUUUGACCUAUAUUAGUCGCUCGGCAGACCGGUGUACCUGGAAUGACGACCAAGACUGUGUCUUUAAGCGCAUUGAGUUUGAUGUUGAUAUAGAGGUUAUUAAGGACGAGAUUCAGACGCGCGAGACUCUUAUCCGCGCCAUACAUGUAGGUCAAAUACCAGCGACUCAAAUCAGUGGUGAGAUGGUUCAAAUUAGUGGUGAGAUGGUUAGGCGCUUCUGCCUUGUCCCCAUUCUUGCCGUUGUUAUCGGCGACAGAAAGCCCUGGAAGCCUGGCACUGUUGCAGGCAUCCUAAUGCCGUAUGCUGGCAAGGAUUUAGAAAGUUUGGUUCGAAACAGCAACGCCGACCUGCCACUCACCCUAACACAACUUCUCGACCUGGUUCGCGGUGUUCGAGAGCUUGCCAAAUCUGGUGUGCAACACGGUGACAUAACGUAUUGGAACACGGUGACAUAA
Messenger RNA from Pochonia chlamydosporia 170, 831 nucleotides. Its product is annotated as alpha-L-fucosidase. The record is from RefSeq and is a predicted model, not a curated record. The transcript has a single exon. Bases 1 to 831 code for a protein of 276 amino acids. Lineage: Eukaryota; Fungi; Ascomycota; Sordariomycetes; Hypocreales; Clavicipitaceae.